Hemiscyllium ocellatum (epaulette shark) is the source of this 1410-nucleotide messenger RNA. Its product is annotated as tumor necrosis factor-like. Lineage: Eukaryota; Metazoa; Chordata; Chondrichthyes; Orectolobiformes; Hemiscylliidae. Gene Ontology annotation, molecular function: tumor necrosis factor receptor binding. The coding region runs from base 118 to 834 and encodes 238 amino acids. The transcript has 4 exons. Gene Ontology annotation, biological process: immune response. The record is from RefSeq and is a predicted model, not a curated record. Gene Ontology annotation, cellular component: membrane.
UUAUAGAGCAGGCAGCUCCCUCCCAGAGAGAGAGAGACAGAGACAGAGAGACUCAUCCAGAGCCUGAGUGGACCCGAGAGAGGCUGUCCCAGAGAGUUCCCUCUGCCCCCUGACAGCAUGAAGACUGAAGCCAGGUUCUUGGAGCUGGAGAAUGGGGGGCUGCUGCCCAUCAGGGAGUCCGGCUCCAACACAAGCUGUUUCUGGCGGACUCUGUGUGCACUCGCUGUCCUCGGCUUGUUGCUGCUUUCUACCUCUCUCCUCCUGCUUCAGUUUGGAGUGCUCCCUACAAACCAGGAUUCAGGAUUAAAGCUGGAAGUCUCCCAUCCCUCACUGACAACAGCUGCUCAGACCAGCGGUUUGCCUCGACUCCUGCAGCAGGUGGGGAGUGACCCCCGGCCGAGAAUCGCAGCUCACCUGACAGCUUCCCCAACCAGCAAAGGAGGGACCGUGAUUUGGCAGAAUGAGAGUGACUCCACCUUCACCGAGGGGCUGGAGUUCAGGGACAACCGUCUCAUCAUCAAGAGGCCUGGACAGUACUUUGUCUACACCCAGGUGGUCUUCCACAGCAUGGAGUGUCAGCCCCAGGCCGUCUACCUGAGCCACGAACUCACCAAGCUGUCGCCAAGUUAUCCCGAGGAAGCCAUCCUACUGAAAGCCACCAAAUCCGCCUGCCACUCUCACCAACGCAAGGAGCCCUGGUACAAAACCUCCUACCAGGGAGCCAUCUUUGAGUUCCUGGAGGGAGAUCAGAUCUUCUCCAGGGUUAACGAGGAGACAACGGGAUAUGUCGACACAACCGAAGGGAAGACUUUCUUUGGAAUAUUUGCUGUCUAAUUCUCCCGGGACAUGCAGAUUGAUUAUCAAUGACUGAUCAAGAAUUUCACAUUGAAAUUCAGUGCAAACUGACAAAGACACAUUGUCUUCUUAUUGUUACUUGUGUACAAACUAGAUUCAUUUCUCUUGGAUUUGAUUUCAAGAGUUUCCAACAACAGAAGGUGUCAGAUGUGUGUGGCUUUGAGGAUUGGCUGGUGCAGUGAUGUAUCAGAGUAAAUAUCCAGUGUUGCAAUUCCAGCUUUGUACAAAACACAGAAUGGGAUUGGUCAGGGAAUCUGUGCUUGCCUCCAGCUAACAUCUAGGCUUGAGGGACCGAAUGGCCUCCACCUGUCACUAUAAUGUCCCUGCUUCUAACAUCCCUUUAACACUGGGCCCAGGUGGAGGUGACUCACUGCUGUGUAACACUGAUCCUGUUCAAUGAAUGAAUGUGGUUGGAACAAUGUGAAGGGAGUUGUUCAGAAAUUGCAUUCCAAAUCUGCUGUUUCUGAUUGUCAUGAACACAAAUCCUCACAGAUCGUAUAAUUUAUUUCAUAUUUAAAUUGUGUUUUCUGUUCCUCACUUUAUUUGAAUUAGUCC